This is a messenger RNA of Exophiala mesophila, 2120 nucleotides long. RefSeq names its product glutamate decarboxylase. Lineage: Eukaryota; Fungi; Ascomycota; Eurotiomycetes; Chaetothyriales; Herpotrichiellaceae. Bases 181 to 1839 code for a protein of 552 amino acids. The transcript is spliced from 4 exons. The record is from RefSeq and is a predicted model, not a curated record. Gene Ontology annotation, molecular function: pyridoxal phosphate binding; glutamate decarboxylase activity. Gene Ontology annotation, biological process: L-glutamate catabolic process. Gene Ontology annotation, cellular component: cytosol.
GAAAGGUCUACUUGUACUCUCUGAGUUUGUUGAAUUAUUCUUGAUAUCCUGUCUACUUCUCUUGAGUUGAGAACUUCUCAAAGAGCCUCAGCCCCAUUUACGAAAUUCCUGGUCAUUAAAACGUAACCACUUCGGUCCAGAUUUGAAGCAAAAGUCAUUCCAUAGACCCCCUCAAGCAACAUGCCUCUAGCUAAGCAUAUCGAUCCUGAUACCAUCAUCAAUCAACUCCGUACCAGCAGUGCACAUUCCCAUCGCCAUCAUCUUCACAGCCAGAAUAUUAAUGCAACUCUGACUCCAUACUCAUCACGGUACAAUGCUCAAGAUGAAAUCUCCAAAUUCAAGAUUCCCCAAAACGGGGCUCCAGCAGAAGCCGUUCAUCAAAUGCUCAAGGAUGAACUUGAUUUGGACGGUCGACCAAAUCUCAAUCUGGCCUCCUUCGUCGGCACAUACAUGGAGCGUGAGGCCGAGGCACUGAUGAUUGAAAAUAUUAGCAAAAACAUGUCGGACGCGGACGAGUACCCGGCCAUGAUGGCAAUGCACCAAAGAUGUGUCAGUAUCAUCGCACACCUCUGGGGUGUGCAGAAGGGAGAGACAGCGGUAGGAACCGCCACGACUGGGUCGUCUGAGGCCAUUCAUCUUGGUGGCCUGGCCAUGAAACGUCGCUGGCAGGAAAAGAGGAUUGCCGAGGGAAAGGACACCUCCAAACCCAACAUCAUCAUGGGCGCCAAUGCCCAAGUCGCCCUUGAAAAGUUUGCCCGCUACUUUGAAGUGGAGGCGAGGAUCCUCCCCGUCAGCAAGAAAAGCAGCUAUCGCUUGGAUCCUGAAUUGGUCAAGGAGAACAUAGACGAGAACACAAUUGGCGUCUUUGUGAUCCUGGGCAGUACAUAUACUGGCCAUUAUGAACCUGUCUGGGAAAUCAACGACAUCCUCGACGCCUAUGAGAAGAAGACAGGCCACGACAUCCCAAUCCACGUUGAUGCAGCUUCAGGUGGGUUCAUUGCACCAUUCACCAAAGCGCACGCAGGAGGCCACAAAUGGGAUUUCGAAUGCAAGCGGGUGAAAUCAAUCAACACCAGCGGGCACAAAUUUGGUCUGGUCUAUGCUGGGGUUGGCUGGAUCAUCUGGCGAGACGAGAAGUACCUGCCAAAGCAUCUUAUCUUUGAAUUGCAUUACCUAGGUGGCACCGAGGAGUCUUACACACUCAACUUCUCCCGUCCUGGCGCCCAGAUCAUCGCACAGUACUACAACCUCAUCCAUCUUGGGUACAAUGGGUUCCAGGCGAUUAUGGAGAAUGCCUUGCGUAAUGCCCGCCUCUUGAGCAAAUCGCUGGAAGCUACUGGUUGGUACCAGUGUGUGAGCGACAUACAUCGACCAAAAGGCCAGUUUGAAUACCAAGGCAAACUCGAGCAUGAACCCGAAGGUGAAGGUGUCAGUUCAGCGGAUUUCAACGCUGGAUUACCCGUCGUCGCCUUUCAUUUCACCCAGAAAUUCAAGGACGAGUAUCCCCAUGUCAAGCAGGAGUCUGUCAGCACCUUACUCAGGGUUAAGCAGUAUAUCAUCCCAAACUAUCCCCUGCCGCCCAAUGAAGAAAAACAAGAGAUUCUGCGUGUGGUCGUUCGCGAGAGUAUGAGCCUGGAUCUUUUGGACCGUCUGAUCAGCGAUAUCAUCGCCGUGACUCAAUCAUUGAUGGAAUCGGAUGUAUUUGACCUCCAGGCGUUGCAGAACUCGGCCACAUCUAUCGAGCAGUCGCAUGGCUCCAAGGGAGUUUCGGCAAAACAUCGUCAUAGGCAUGGCAGCGCGAGACCAAGAGAGGAGGGUGUGUACAGGGCCGUAUGUUAGACUAGUCGAGAGAUGUCAGUGGUGUUGUAUCCCAUGCCAGUUCGAACAUGUCUCACCGCUGUAACAACUCUCCCUCCUGCCGCAAAACGGGUCCUUCUGGAAAAGAUAAAGAAGAUGCACUGCGCCAUCUGUCGUGGUGCUUAGAUGACCAAUGCAUUGGCGGCAAAAGGAAAAAAGAGCAACUCAAUGAUUGGACUGCCGUUUGCCUUUGGCGAAAAUGUCAUGUCAUGACCCCUGAAGAAAUAAUUAGCCAAUGUGUUCAUACAACCCAUCUUUGUUCA